Molecule: messenger RNA, 507 nt
Organism: Linum trigynum
Lineage: Eukaryota; Viridiplantae; Streptophyta; Magnoliopsida; Malpighiales; Linaceae
Source: the annotation of a GenBank genome assembly
AAAACGAUUCAACCCUUCUGCCAAAGAUCUCUGACUUUGCCCCGCGAUGGGAGUUUUCAAGACCAAAUCCGCCGUCCCCAGCAUCUCCGUCGUCGGUGCUUACGGGUGGCCGGAUGAAUGUCAAGGCCGAAAAACAAGAACGGGAAAGAAGGAGAAGGAGUACUCUGCUCCUCAUCAGCUGAAGAAGAGGAAGAAGGGGAAAGAAAGCAACCUGCUGCCUGAAUCUUCGGAGGAGAAAAUCAAGGGUGGCAGCCCGUUGCUGCCUUGGGAAGAAAGCAGGAGCGAUUUUGUAAUGGACGACAGGAGAAGAAGACUCGUGGAGAUGGCUAAUCGUUACCUGCGAAAGCACUGCUCCGAAGACGCGUAUAACGGCGGCGAUGGAAGUUCGCCAAAGAGGCAAAGGCUUGGCGACUAAGCUUCUACUACCGCAUGCUACGUACGUAGGAAGUGGUUCAAUUAGACUUAAACCCUAAACUAAUUCGUUCGCAAUUAAUUAAUUAAUUAAUU